Messenger RNA from Bactrocera neohumeralis, 7910 nucleotides. RefSeq names its product 5'-AMP-activated protein kinase subunit gamma-1 (gene SNF4Agamma). NCBI's taxonomy places the organism in Eukaryota, Metazoa, Arthropoda, Insecta, Diptera, Tephritidae. The record is from RefSeq and is a predicted model, not a curated record. The transcript has 13 exons. Bases 2118 to 6380 code for a protein of 1420 amino acids.
UAGCAUCGUCUAAAUUGAUGCGUGCUAACGUAAACGAGUAAAUUCUAAACGAUUUCGUUGUUACACUCGAAUAGCUGAAGGCUUGGUAUUGUGAAAACAUCAAAUGCUUGAUGCUUUUGUAGGUAGAGGCCGACAUUUGGUAUCUCAGAAUAAUAACAAGAAGUGGAACUCCGGUAAUUGUGGGCUAAAGUGUUGCCAUCAAACAGAAGGCAAAAGAAAUGAAAACGGCUUGGAAUCGGGCAAUUGUAUGGAAGUAUACGACUUUAGUACUUAGCAAACUAGCGACGAGUGUAAACGUAUAACAACGUAGUCGGUGUUGAUUUCGUUUAAUUGUUUUUGGUUGGUCGGUCCGAUACAAAACAGGAAACGGACCUUAUAAAUAAACAACUCAAUUGCAGUGAGCAUAAAAAUUAUUUAAAAUACUAACUAAAUAUUGUUGCAAAGUAAUUAAUUAAUAUACGGUGUGAAUUCGAGCGGACAUUACGCCAACGAUCGUGUGCAUGUUCGUAUGCAGUUCUGCGCCAACCGUUUUGCUCAUCGUCAGUAAGUUUAGCUAACUUCGCGAGUGUUUGACGUUCUGCUGCGUUAAUAUUGCAUUCAAUACAGUAUUUAAUGUUUGCCGUUUGUAAGAAAAUUAAAUAUAAAUGUCAUUUAAUUAAUUGUGCAGUGUUUUUAAUGAAUGUUUGUUAAAUCCUUCGAGAUUUCCAAGCGUGCGCGAAAGCAAAAGUGAAGCAAAACGAAUUUAAUUUAGAAAUGUACGAAUGUCGAUACAAAAAGCGAUACAUGUUUGAAAUUAAUACGAAAAUAAACGAAGCUUGAAAAUAAUUGAAGAAAAAGGCAAACAAACAGUGCAUAUUUUGUUUCAGUGUAACUCGAAGUGUGAAUUUUGUGUAAAAUAAUACCACGUUCGACGUGCAAAAGCGCUGCAAAAUAAAAUAAAAAAGUCAAAGUUAGUGAAAAAAUAAAUAAAAACGACCAGCAAAUAAAUAAUAUAAUUUACAUGAACAACGCAAAAGUUUGAAUAAUUAAAAUUAUUUCAUCGCCUGCUGCUUACUAAGUGUCACUGUGAAAACGAAAUGCCAGCUUGUUGAAAAGCCAGAGCAGCAAAUAAAAAAAUCGUUUUACAAAGUAAAACCAAAUUAAACAAAUGUAAAUUUUUAAAAAGUACCUAAAAUAAAAUAUUUAAGAAAAUACAAACAAGUUCAAAACAGUGUUUUAAAAAAAUUUGUAAAAAUUAUGAGAAGUUUUGAAAAGUGCCGCAGCUAUAUUAAAGCAUAAAAAAUAAACAAGCACUGCGUUGGUCUGCAAGUUUAUACAACGAAAAUAAUCAAAUUUCCACUAAAAAUCCAAAUUUUCACAAAAAACCAAAAUUGCCACAAUAACCGUGUGGUAAACCUCCGAAAAACGUGCCACUCAUGGAAAAAUCAUUUACGCAGUUUAUUGACACGCUCCCACAAUUUUCCGUGUUACAUUUUCCCCACAGUGUUUGUGUGUUGUGUUUGUGCGUGAACGCCUAAAAGCUAUACAAAUAUAUACCUACAUAUUUUCGAUUUCUUUGUUAUUGUGUUGCAUUGUGCAUUUAUUUCGUACAAAUAUAUACAUAUACUUGUGCAGCAAUAUUAAUUUAUUUUCGUCUACGUUUGUUUUGUGCAUAAACUCGAGCAGUGCUUCGUAUUGCCGUCUACAAUUUACCACAGCAGCGUAAAAAUACACCCUUUAUCUCUUACACACAAAAACAUACACCAAAAUAGAUCAAUGAGCUGAAAACCGACAAAUAUCACUAAUAACAACCGCAUACACACUGUAUACAUACAUAACCACACAAAAAAUAUUUUCCCAAGAAGUGAUAAGAACCAGCAAAUCAAUGUCGUUCAAAAGAAAAUAUUAUCGACGUUAAGUGUAGUGAGUUAUUUUAAGUUGUGUACAAUUCUAAAGUCCCUGUCCCCAAAAACAAAAAAAAGUUUAAACGUUGUGCUGUUAAAUUAAGCGUCCAAGAGCAAAUUUAUUAAAAAAAAAUUAACCCUUAAACCAUUUUAUCAGUUAACAAUCUUACGAAACGAUUUUAUAUAAACGAAAAACGAACAAAAAAUCUACCUGCAAGGCAGUAUUUUCCACAAAUGGCCACAAAUUCUACACGCAUAGGGGAUAGCAACAACAGCACUGAAGAGAGUAAAUGUACCCUAUCGAAACACAACGCCGCCACAGCAAUGACGCACGAAGAGCACACAAAUACCGCCGAAACGUUGCAGAGCGAUAGUGCGAACACGCAAGCAGCAGACCAACCGAGUAUUAGCGCUAAUAAUGCUGGAACGGGCAUCCAGCAUGCCGUGGGCCCACAACGGUUGGGUGACGAUGUCUUCGAAAACGCCUUCGAUGAGUCCAUGGAUUGCCUGGAACAGGCCGAAGCGGAUGGUUAUGAAUCGGACUCGGAAAGCGCCAAUGAGUACGACGAUACAGUCAGCGAUUCUGUGACGACUGGAUUGCGUACCAUUGACAGUGAACAUCUGACUUUCUCCAGUGGUUUUGGCAGCUCGAUGUUGUCGAGUUUUCCGCCUACAGGUUCGUACGAUUACAACAGUUGUAGCAGUAGCAGCGACAGCGAAGAAGAAGUAUGCGCAGGCGUGCAACAUGACGAACGGACGGGCAAGUUCCUACCCGUCGAGUCACGUCAUUUAGAUAUCUUCCAUACGCGUCCAUAUUUAUUGCCAUUCGUAGAGCGCCGACGUUUGUCGCAAUGCAAAGAGGAGGAUGAGGAUGAUGGCGAAAAGUCACCACAGCCAACCACAAGUGGCAUGUCGGCGCCGAAGUUUGAGAAGUCGACACUACCCACACCGCCACCACCACCACCAACCACUGACGAGGCAGCGGCAGAAAAGUUUAAGGAGCUGGAACGUUUGCGUCAGCAAUUUAUGCAUAAAAUCGACAGUAUCAACACUAAUAAUGUGGAUGAUAUCAAAACGGUUACAGUGACCGCAGAAAAUUUUUCACCACCCCCACCACCACCAAUACCGCCAACAAUAUUGCCACCAUCGCUUAUUAAUUUGCUGCAGUCGACCAAGAAGAAACCACUGCCGAUGAUUAAGGCUGCCGAACCGCGUAAGGCAAUUAUGCCGGCACCGCAAAUAUCAGCGGCGUCAAACGAAGUCGCCGCGGUGAAUAACCAUAUGCCGCUCGCUAGUUCUACAGGCAGCGUAGUCAGCACAAACCUCAAUGAAUCAUCAACGCUGUUGACAACACAAGCGCAGCCAACCGCGCCAAGUUUCGCCUCAAACACCACCGCAAUAGCCACCAACAAUGCAGCAUUGAAUGUGUCAAAACACGCCGAACCGAAUUUGCCGCAUGCCGAGAGCUCUGAGAUGCUUAUUAUUAAAGGUAAAUUUACCGUAACCAAAGCAAAGGAGACGCCCGAACUACAACAAUUGCGCACUGAGGCCGAUAAGCUGAAACAUUUGAGCUCAAGCGCCAAUGCACAUACCAUCAGCUUUCCCAGCAGUUAUGGUGGUUACACCUCUGUACAGGGACUCUUCUCACAGCGUUACGGUAGUCACAAAUUUCCCACCGCCGUGCCGCACCUUUCCAAGAAAUUUUUCGAUGCCUCGCUGGUUGAAAUCCGUACGCCGGAUGCCAGCAAUACAUCGCUCAAUCAGAUUGGCAACGAAGAGCGUCCGAAGAGUGAACAGAUCUCAAAAAGUACAGUGAACGCCACAUCUGCGCCUGCAUCCACACCCGCAACCAAAAACACAACAACUCUCAUUCACCACCAAAGUUACAAUAAUUGUGAUAAUAGUUUAGUGAAACCACCCGGCAAUCUAGCGCAUUUAGAUGAUGUGUGGAUCAAAAGAUCAGCGGUCAAAACUCCAUCAGCAAGGAGGCAAACGCUAGAUGAGAGUGCAUUAGGGAUUGGGCGCACAACAGCUGCGCCUUCGGAAGAUGAACAAGAUGGACGCUUGCCUGGUUCGCGACCCUCCAGCGCGCCGGCGGAACCCAAUGCCAAAGCAGCACGAAAGGCUUCCAAAAAGAUGGAGAAGGAGGCGCGACGACAGGAAAAGGAAGCCAGUCGUCGCGAGAAGGAGGCGCGCAAGUUGGAGCGCGAAACAGCGCGACGUCAAGAACGCGAGGCGGCUAAAUUGGAGAAGCUCAAUCGCAAUAUGGAGAAAAUAUCGCGUAGUACAGAGCGUGUUGGCUCCUCGACGCGCUCCGGUUCGUUGGAGCGACGUCGCAGCGGCGAAGACUCGCCCGUGCUCAACCAGUCGACCGUGCACGGUAUAGCCAGCCCGAAUCGACGUCCCACCAUCUUCGAUGUGUUUCGACAGCGCGCCAAAUCCGAUGCUAAACGCAAAGAUUCACUGCUCUUGGCCGCUGGCAGUGGCGGUGUUGCCGGUGCGCCCGGCACAGACAACAGCAGCUCGAGUAGCACACACUCUGGCACUGGUGGCGGUGGCGGCAGCGGCGGCAUAAUGAAUCAAAUGAAGGUGGCCAUGCAGAAUUCAGGGCUAAUUGGUCAUCAUCAUCAUGAUAAGCGUCAACAUCCGGCGGUCACGAUAACCGCCGCCGAGGGUGGCAGUGCGAAGAAUAAGUACAAAGAUGGAUCGGCGCAUCCGCAUCAAGGCAGUGAUGCCCAGUACUAUCACACCGUUACAGCGGUACGUCGCUCAGACGCAUCCCGCUCACCUAUGACCAAAGUGAUGGAUUUGUUUAGAAGCCGUUCAAAUUCAGCGGCCACCGAGGCGGACAAACGCAAAGCGCGAGCAGCAGCGCAUCAACAACAGUUAGCCGUGCAAAGUGCUCAUAUGCGUCGGGCCUCAGCCGAUUUGGAGAAACGGCGUGCUUCUUUGGGUGCAGCUAGUCGAGGCUUACGUGGUGAUGGCACAUUAGAUCCUCAACACGCCGCCAUUUUAUUCCGUGAUUCCAGAGGGUUGCCAGUUGCUGAUCCAUUCCUGGAAAAAGUAAACCUCUCCGAUUUUGAAGAAGACGACUCACAAAUUUUCGUGAAAUUCUUCCGGUUCCAUAAGUGCUAUGAUCUAAUACCAACCUCAGCUAAAUUGGUUGUAUUCGAUACACAAUUGCUGGUGAAGAAAGCUUUCUAUGCACUCGUCUAUAAUGGUGUACGUGCAGCACCGCUCUGGGAUUCACAAAAACAACAAUUCGUUGGCAUGUUAACCAUAACCGAUUUUAUAAAGAUUCUACAAAUGUAUUAUAAGUCACCAAAUGCAUCAAUGGAACAAUUGGAGGAGCACAAAUUGGACACAUGGCGAAAUGUGCUGCACAAUCAGGUUAUGCCAUUGGUUAGCAUCAGUCCGGAUGCUUCACUCUACGAUGCCAUUAAAAUUCUCAUACACAAUCGUAUCCAUCGAUUACCAGUCAUUGAUCCAGCGACGGGCAAUGUUUUGUAUAUAUUAACACAUAAACGCAUACUGAGGUUCCUCUUCUUAUAUAUUAACGAAUUACCAAAGCCCUCGUAUAUGCAAAAGACCUUGCGUGAUUUAAGGAUCGGCACAUACGACAACAUUGAGACUGCGGACGAGAACACAAGCAUUAUAAUGGCGUUGAAGAAAUUUGUGGAGCGACGAGUAUCGGCUUUGCCGUUAGUGGACUCCGAAGGGCGGCUUGUUGAUAUUUACGCGAAAUUCGACGUAAUUAACUUGGCCGCCGAGAAGACCUACAACGAUUUAGAUGUCUCGCUGCGCAAAGCAAAUGAACACCGCAACGAAUGGUUCGAAGGUGUGCACAAUUGUCGCUUAGAUGAGACACUCUACACAAUUAUGGAGCGUAUUGUGCGCGCCGAAGUGCAUCGUCUCGUUGUCGUUGAUGAGAAUCAGAAAGUGAUUGGUAUUAUUUCACUAUCCGAUAUACUGUUGUACCUGGUUUUACGUCCAAGUGGCGAAGGUUUAGGCAACUCUGAAAAUUCAUUACGCGCCUCUGAUCCCAUUUUGCGACGCAAAUCGUCCGAUGACGAAGAUGCCGAUACAAAAUCAUCGGGCAGUCGUAGUAUUAUUGAUGAUAUACCCGAGGAGGAGCCAGCAUUGGUGACAACAACAACAACAGCGCCCACAUCGGCGCCACCAACGAACGGUGACGAAAUUAAAAGCGAGUCGAAUGAGGAGCUUGAUGCCUCAACACAACAAAAGCAAAAUGGUGAUAGUAGUAAUACCGCUGAAGUGUCCUUUGCCGCCGAGGCGGAAGAAGAUCCCGUGGACGAUGCCGAUCAGUUAAGUGAUAAUGAUGAUGAUGUCGUGACUGGGCAAUUUGUGGAUCUGAAGAAAUCGCUCGACGCGUCAGCGGAUGAUGACAGAGAAUUGGAAACGGCCGCGUCGGCAGCCUCAGCGCUGGGUGGCAUGCCAACAACGACGGCACGCGAGAUGGCGCUUGUUAGUGAAUAAUUUUUUUUUUAAUUAUACAUUAAUAUAUCAAGCUACAAACAAACAUAUAUUAUAUACAUACAUACAUACAUAUAUUUAAGUAUGCGUUUUUUUAGUCAGCGAAUUACAAACAAACAAUAGAUUUGAUAAACUUGAACGUUGCUAUGAAUGCUUCAAAGCCUUACUAAUAUAAAAGAAAAAGAAAAACAAAAAAAAAAACAUUCGAGGAGAGUGUUUAAAUUUUUUUGAAUGCAUUGGAUUAAUUGUGUGUGCAAACUGCAGUCAACGCUGGGAACGAGUGAGUCGCUGACACUCGGACGAAGAGCGAAGGAUCGUGCAACAAUCUUUGAGGCUCGAAAGGAGCUUCGGAAAGGCUGCGUGUUGACGCUUAGUCACACACAUGCACAUACACACAUUAAACAGUGGCAAGGCAAGUGUAAUAAUCAAGGUUUUUUGAUAGGGCUCAGCGAACCUCUUAUAUUUAUAUGAUGAAGAAAAAUUAGUGUUUUUUUAAACUUAAGUAGAAAUUAUUGCAAAACUACAAAGCAAGCAACAUAAAACAAAACAAACACAAAACUGCUUGUACUAUAAAAAGUCAAUAAAGAGAAUUAUGAUACUUCUAUGAUGCAGAUAACGGUUAAAUUAUUAGUUGCUAUCAGUUGUAAGUAAACAUGCGCCUUAAUUGGACACUAAAGCCAGACAAAAGAAAAUUUGUAACUAACAAAAGCUUCCCACAUUACAAAUACAUACACAUACAAAUAUACAUACUAACACACAUGCAUACAAAUAUACAUACAAACUAGUUUGCAAAACCUACAAACAUAAAUAAAAUCGUAAAAAGCUAAAAAAACAAAAUUACCAACAACCUAUAUAAUAAAAAAAUAACAAACAAAUAAAUAUUGAAAACCAUAUAAUUGCAAACAAUUACCGAAACAAAGAUUUCAUACCAAUUAAAGCAGCAGCUUAACCACCAUACAAAUAAAAUGUAGUUUUAGUAGCGGAAGUGAAAACGAAUGCAAAAGGCGAAAACAAAGUGCAGAGAAAGCGUCCGUACGCUUAUUAUAUAAUGUAAUAUUUGGAAGGAAUGUUAUCUAUGUUUUUAUUACAAUAAAACAAACAAGAAAAAGUAAAAUAAAAAAUAAAACAAAAAUAUGAUGGUACUUUUUAUAUAAAAUAUUACUAUUAAACUAUUAUUAUUAUUAAUAUUAUUAUGUACUGCUAAUUCAAUUAUGAUUACUAUCAUUAUUAUUAUAUAUAAUUAUAAAUUAAUGUAAUUAUGAUUAUUGCUAUUAUAAUUAUAAAGUUCAAUAAAAAGAAAAGAAGUUUUAAAACAUUGAAUUACUGAUCUAUGUAAGCGAAUACUAUUAAUAAUACAUAAUUAAAUGCAAACAAAAACAAAACUCAAAACAAACAAAUAUUGUAUUUGAAUAAAAAUUUGAAAAUAAUAAAAACACGUGGGAAAAUAGUAGAGAACUGUAGUAUUUGCGCGUGGUGCAUAAAACUAAAAGCAACAAAAGGAAACAAAUAAAUGCAUAUAUUUUCUUUGCAAAA